GGUUAGGUGAACCACAGUUAAAUGUCAUAACAAUAGAUUAUCAUUUAAUCAUAACCACAGUCUUCAUAGUUUGUUCGGCCUCUUUUAACGUAAUGACCAGUUCAUUUGGUUUGAAUUGUUGAAUGAUUUUUUAAUUCUUGUUUUCUGUGAUAAAUAUGUCAUUAAUUUACCAAAUUUUGUUGCAUCCAACGAGUCGAAAUUGUUGGUUACAAUGCCGCCAGUUCGCAACGAGCUAUUCAAAAACACUGAACAUGCCAGUGACAAAAUUUCCGGCCUAUGUUAAGAAGACGAAAAGAGCCGAACAUGAUGGUCUUAUCAGAGAGAAACACAUGAAGCCACUGUAUGAAUGGCAACGUAAACAUUUGAAUGGGAAAGAGUUUGUUUUGCAUGAUGGACCGCCGUAUGCAAAUGGAGAGCUUCACAUGGGUCAUGCUGUAAAUAAGGUUUCAAAAGACAUAAUUCUUCGUUUGCAAAUCGUCAACGGGCACCGAGUACACUAUCGGCCGGGAUGGGAUUGUCAUGGACUGCCAAUUGAAAUGAAAGCGAAAUCAGUGAAAGAAGGAAUGAGUCCAUUGGAGAUUCGUGCAAAUGCUAGAGAUUUUGCAACGAAAACGAUCGAAGACCAAAAGCGAGAAUUUGAAUCAUGGGGCAUCACAGCCGAUUGGAACAAAAUGGAAAAUAUGUAUCGAACAUAUGACGCUGCCUAUGUGACAAACCAACUGAAUUUAUUCCAUCAGUUGUAUGCCAAAAAUUUAAUAUUCAGAGAUUUGAAACCCGUUUAUUGGUCACCGUCAUCAAAGACCGCCUUAGCCGAAGCUGAAUUAGAAUAUAACAAAAAUCAUGUCAGUCCAUCGCUUUACAUUCGAUUCAAACUGAACGAUGUGUCGGAUGCGCUGAAAAAAUACGAUGAAUAUGGUGAUUUAUAUGCUUUGAUAUGGACCACAACGCCUUGGACACUUCCAGCAAAUCAGGCCAUUUGCUAUAAUUCUAGUCUGCAGUACUCGGUGGUAAAACUUAAUGAUGCACCCGAAUAUUACAUCAUUGGAACCGACCUGAUACCAAAACUUAAAGAAUCACUGGAAUCAUUUAAUCUAGAAGAAGUCGCGAGUUUGAAUGGCGCAGAGUUUGAAAAUUGUACAUAUUUGCAUCCGAUAGACAAAAGCACGGAGCUGCCAUUUUUGAAGGGUAGUCAUGUUACAGCUGACGUUGGUACAGGCCUAGUACAUACAGCUCCAUCGCACGGUUUCGACGAUUAUCUCGUGUGUUUGGCGGAGAAAAUUCCGGUUAAAUGUCUGGUCGACACUCAAUGCAAAUACAAUCGUGACGCACCAGAUUUCCUUCAAGGCAAAGACAUUGUCGCUGAUGGAAAUCGACUUUGUUUAGACCAUAUCAAAGAGGAUACAGUUCACUUGGGCUCGAUAACCCACAGCUGCCCAAUCGACUGGAGAACGAAGCAGCCCGUUAUUAUAAAUGCAACACACCAAUGGUUCAUAGACAUUUUGGCCAUUCGUGAUUCGGCACUGGCUGAAAUUGAGAAAAUAAAUAUCUACACUACGUCUUCGGUGGAGAAAAGCGGUGACAAUCAAUUGUCACAGAAAAUCAAGCAACGACCGUACUGGUGCAUUUCACGGCAACGUGUGUGGGGAACUCCCAUACCAGUUUUCUAUAGAAAGGACACCGGUGAAGUUAUCACAUCGGAGAAUAUUAUCAAUCACAUCAACACAUUACUCCAACGGGAUGGAACGAUUGAUUUUUGGUGGGCAAAAGAUGUUAAAGACUUGAUACCAGCGGAUGAACUGAAGAGACUGAAUUUGAAGGCGGAUGAUAUUGUGAAGGGAAAUGACAUUCUUGACAUUUGGUUUGAUUCCGGCAUUUCAUGGUCGUAUGCAUUGAACGAACCAAACGUUGCUGAUUUGUACUUAGAAGGCUAUGAUCAAUUCACUGGUUGGUUUCAAUCGUCUUUAAUCACAAGUGUGGCGGCAAGAGGCAUAUCACCAUUCAAGUCAAUUUUUGUGCAUGGAUUCACCGUGGAUGAAAAAGGAAUAAAAAUGUCAAAAUCACUGGGAAAUGUGAUAAAUCCAAAGGAUAUAAUAGAAAAUCAUAAUGUGGAUACACUUCGUUGGUGGGUGGCAGCCCAUCUCAUUGGUCAAUCACCAUUGUCAGUGAAACCGCAUUUAUUCGAAGAAUCGGCCAAUGCAAUCCAGAAGAUUCGCAAAGUGUUGAGAUACUUGGUUGGAUAUGUUGAGAAAUUGGAAUCUACCGAUGCGCAGAAAAGCCAUAAGUUCAACAUUGAUCUCAAUGCACUUUCGCCAUUAGACACGUAUAUUCUGAAUUCACUAGCGAAAUUCGAUGAAAAGGCUGAGUAUCUAGCAUCAAAUCAUCGGUUUCCAGUUUAUAUCAAUAACAUAAACAAAUACGUCACGGAUGAUUUGUCUGCCUUUUACAUCGACAACAUCAAAGACAGACUUUACUCGAAUCCCCUGCAAGAGACUAAACAGUCAUUAAACGUUCUAUUCGUACAAUUUUGCAUUUUGAAUAAAGUGCUCUGGCCAAUCGUACCACAUUUAGUGGAGGAGGUAUGGAGCUAUUAUUGUAAGACAGAUUCAUUUUUUAAGCAUCAAUUUACCGUGCCAAGUGAUUGGCAUAACUCCGAAUUUGAUGAGGCUAUGAAGGUUGUGAAACAGGUAGCUGGAAUACUGAGAGAAAAUGUAACGAAAACCACGUGGAAUUUCGAUGUGAAAAUAUCUGGUACGGCUGAACAAAUUCAAGAACUGCAGAAAUUACAUCCAAGUGACGGACAAACGCAUAACGAUUCGCAUUUGUGCGAAGUUCUACAGGUGCAAUCUGUCCAAUUGCUUCAAUCGCCGAGUGCUAAAUUGAGUAUAGAAAAACAUGACAUCGAGAAGAAGCUUUGCGAUCGAUGUCGUCGCUUUGCUAUUUCAUCAGAUCAAUCGAUAUGCAAACGAUGUGAAAACAUUCUCGAAGACAUGAACUUUAGUGUAAAAUAAUGUUGUAGAAAUAAAUUAACAAAAUUAAUUGUAAUAAAAAAA
Sitodiplosis mosellana (orange wheat blossom midge) is the source of this 3050-nucleotide messenger RNA. RefSeq names its product isoleucine--tRNA ligase, mitochondrial (gene IleRS-m). Bases 156 to 3008 code for a protein of 950 amino acids. The transcript is spliced from 9 exons. Gene Ontology annotation, cellular component: cytosol. NCBI's taxonomy places the organism in Eukaryota, Metazoa, Arthropoda, Insecta, Diptera, Cecidomyiidae. The record is from RefSeq and is a predicted model, not a curated record. Gene Ontology annotation, biological process: isoleucyl-tRNA aminoacylation. Gene Ontology annotation, molecular function: ATP binding; isoleucine-tRNA ligase activity; aminoacyl-tRNA deacylase activity.